Messenger RNA from Thunnus maccoyii (southern bluefin tuna), 1582 nucleotides. RefSeq names its product chromosome 12 C14orf119 homolog (gene c12h14orf119). The record is from RefSeq and is a predicted model, not a curated record. The coding region runs from base 520 to 1140 and encodes 206 amino acids. Lineage: Eukaryota; Metazoa; Chordata; Actinopteri; Scombriformes; Scombridae. The transcript is spliced from 2 exons.
AAGAAGCAUAUAUUAUUUAAAUAUUUAAACGAAACAGGUUUGAUUUCCAGAAUAUAACUGCUUUAUACAUUUUUUUUUCGUUUGUUAGUUUUUGUUGUUUAAAGUCAUGAUGUUACAUACUCCGAUACAGUAGGCGGCGGCAUGCACCUUUAAUUUUGGUUUGUAGUCCUCCAUCAAAACAGGAAGAAAAAGAAGAAGAGGAAGAAGAAGAAGUGUAUAUUUGUUAGCAAGAUUAGCACGAGUCUGGUUCAACGUCGCUGCUCUUCAAAUAUGCCGACAAUAAGGCGAUUAACAUUCAAAAAAGAUGGGUAAAGACAGCCAUUCGUGCUAAGAGCAGUGCAGUGUGAUGCUGAGUUUAAAUUCAGACUCCGACGUUGGCACUGCUUAGAUAAAAGCUACAUGUUAACGUUACCCAGACCUAAGGAUUCACCCUCUCGGCAGAAGCUGGUACUGGCGACUCAUUUACAACAGAGGAACCGCUGGCUCUUCUCAGGCUGAGACAAACCUGUCUUUCCCAAGAUGUCGUGGUUCAAUCAUGUCAGUCAAGGCUCAAACCAGCAGCAGCAGCAGCAGCAGCAGCAGCCCACUGACAGCCACAGACUUGCAGCUACAGACAUGUGUAGCCCUCACUACUCCAGGCUCAGGGGUCCGACAGAGGGAUCCCCGACCAUGGCAACCCAAAACUGGAUUGGCUUCUCCUCUCCCAGCCCGGAGAACUUUCCAUCAGUCCCGCAGGCUGUCACCUGCCCCCCCACCCUAGAGAACCUGUCAUGCAUUUCUCCGAGUGCAGGCCAUGCUAGAGACCUGGAGCCCAUCUCAUAUGUGACCCUCCAAGAGCAGCGGUGCGUCCUGAGCUGGUUCCAGGGCUGGACCGCCACACAGAGGGAGCGGUUUCUGCAGGACCUGCUGGGAAAAGCUGUGCCUGGGAAAGUGUGCACCCUCCUAGAUUCUCUCAGUACUCUUCAGGUUAAAGACAGACUACCAAACAUUUUUGAAUGCCAGCUGCGCCUGUGGACCCAGUGGUUUGAGUCUUGGGGAGAAGAGGAGAGGAAUCAUUUCUUGCACAUACUGGAGGAGCGAGACCCAGCAUUUGUUGCCCACUUUUACAGGAGUGUAGCGGGUACAGCAGGAAGAGACUGAGCAAUGAUUGCAUUGUGAUAGAGAAGCAGAUGUGAUAACAUUGUGUUUAAAAGCAACUAGAGAGGGAACGUGUAUUAGAUCUAAGAUAGUUCUCUUCUUAAGAGAAAUAUAUGUAAGUGCGAUGGGACUUAUUGUUGAAGGUAACCUAUUUCAUUUUUAACAACAGAACAGAAAUAGUCAUCCAACAAAGCUUUUUUUCAAUUCAGUUUUCUACACCGGUUUCUUCAGGGCCACAUCAAACAUUAUAUCGCUUUCUACGAAGCUCAGAACAAUUUUCUUUAGUGCUUUCAUCAUACGAUUUAGUGGCCCUUAUAUAAACUUGAAGUAACCCAAUUUGACGUCUGACUGUAAGAGAAUUACACUUUCUGUAUUGCGAUGACAUGGACAAGAGAACAAAACAUUUUUUGUAAACAUACAAGAAUAAACAAAAUGCAUUGUUGUA